AUGGCCGAGAUAUUUGGCACGGUAGCGAGCGCCAUCGCCGUCGCCGAGCUCUUUACCAAGAGCGCCUUCAAGAUCAAGAAGCUGUGGGACGAAGUCAAGGACGUCCCGGACGACAUCCAGCGCCUUCUCAAACAGCUCGACGAAGUUCGAUUGAUACUCGACACCGUUGCUGCCGCGUCCACGCAGCAUCAGUACCUGAUACACGGCAGCGCGACUGCGUCGGUUCUCCAGUCUUGUCAAGACUGGAAACUGAUUUGGGAUCCUGCCACGGAGGAGUUCGCUCGCGACUUUUGGCAGCUGGUGGAGAACCCCAAGUUGCAUGUUCCUGGAGAAUGGCUUAGCGACUCUGACGAGUUUGACGACUCCGACAGCUCUUACGACUCGGACUGA
Colletotrichum karsti is the source of this 390-nucleotide messenger RNA. RefSeq lists its product as uncharacterized. The transcript is spliced from 2 exons. The record is from RefSeq and is a predicted model, not a curated record. Lineage: Eukaryota; Fungi; Ascomycota; Sordariomycetes; Glomerellales; Glomerellaceae. The coding region runs from base 1 to 390 and encodes 129 amino acids.